CCUCCUCUUCUUCUCACCCCCACUUUGCACUUCGCAGCCUCCACUUCCAGCCUUCCUCUCCUUCUCGCCUCCGCUUCGCAGCCUCCCUCUUCUUCUUCUUCUUCUCAAUUUCACCUCAACACCAUUCCACUGCGAGUCUACGACCUCCCUCCUCCACAUGGAUCUUCUUUUGUUGCCUUCCCUCCAUUCAUUUGCGUCGUUUCAGCUUUCAUCCAUUUGCGCUAUUCCACUGAGGUACUAAUUAGUUUUCUUUCUUUUUUUGUUAUGGCUUAAUUUUUUAACAGUAGUUUUUUGAUACUUAUUGGCUUAAUUUGUUUUGAUUCAACUUAUAUAGAAAAAAUUGAUACCGAUUAAUUUGUUUGGCUUAAUUUGUUGUGAAUCUUUGAUGUGUUAUGUCUAAACCGAAACCGCACCGAUGAACCGAUGUGAACCAACAAACCGAUGUGAACCAACAAACCGAUGGUAGUCGGUUUUAUCUCCAUUCUUUAGUGGUUUCAGUCAGCAUUUUUCCCUUAAAUUCACAUCGGUUUCAGUUUCAGUUUUACUCAAAAACCUCAUUGAAUGGAUCGGUUUUCACUCCUAUUAUUGAUGGUUCAUUUGGAGCCAUCGAUGAGUUGAGAAAGUUGGACUAAUCUCCAAACUAUAAGAUGCCGUCGAAAAUCAUCGACUCCCUUUGAAAAAUUGCAAUAAAUCCGUAGGAAAAAAUAGACGUUGACAUUUGUUCAACAUCAACAAUAUGAAUUCUGAGAAAGAAGUCCCUAGAAGCAACGGCCAGCCAUAGUCUUGAUGUGUAUGAAUAUGUCAGCUAGCAAGGCGCACAUCCUAGCUUGACCACGUGAAGGGAAGAGCUUGCCCCGGAAAAUAUUAAAUGACAAUUAAUGAUGACCACAAUAUAUAAUAUAUAAAACAUUAUUUUUAUUAUUAUUAAUUUUAAUAUCAUAUGGUAAUAAAGGUGGCAAACAAAAAUGAAUUUUUUUUUUUUUUCUAAGCAAGCGAGUAGACUUUAUUAAAAAAGUAAAAAAAUUGAUACAUGAGGAGGGGUGGGGUUCCCCAACAAAUGUCCUAGAAUAGUAACAAUAGUGCAAAGAGAUAGAUAAAAAAACAAAGAAAACGGAUUUUAGCAAACAAUUUCUUGACCUUCACCCAUGUCCAAUCAAGAGGAUGCCGUCUUAAAAGACAGUAAUAAAACGUUUCUCAAUAAAUUGCGAACAGCUCUACUAGAAGCGGUGAGAGUGGCGGGUACACUGUUGUUUGUUGUCUUGAGGUGAUUUUUGGAGAGAUCUGCAAUCCUUUCUUCGGGUGGAUUGAUCUGCGGCCAGUGAUCAUCUAUAAUCCCGCACACUUGUGAUGGUGUGAGGCUGCCACGCGCCGGUGGGAAGAGGAUGGGGUGGCCCAAAUCUAAAAGAUUUCGAUGAGAUGAAGUGGUUAGUACAGCGCGUGUAGCCGUCAAAGGCGUCAGAGUGCGGCGGCACUUGUAGACCACACAUGGCACAAGUCGCUCGUGAGAACAACGCGCCAAGCAUUUUGGCACGGCUCUGCAUCGUCCCAAUAGAUCAGCAGCUAUAGGAAGCAGUGGUACGGCGUGUGUAGGCUGAAUGUGGCUAGAGAGUAACAGAUCUAACCAAAACCGAAUCAUAGAAGAGAGGAGGAAAAAAACAUUACUUUGAAAGUGUAUACACAAUGCGGAAAGGAAAAGAGAAGGAGGAAGGUGAAUUGUGAAAGCCACAGCUCUACUCUCUUCUCCGACAAUGGCUAUCAUAAGAAUGGAGUUUUCUAGAGAAAAUUGAGAGUAUCUUUCUCUAAAAACCGAUUACGGAGAGUGUUGAUACUUUCUAACAAAAAUGAAUUCAUUCAUGGCCUAGUAGUUGUAGGAUUGGGCUACUAUGCCGACACAUUUGCCGCUGGGCCUGCCCAGGUAUCUUAUUUUUUAUUUUAUUUUUAUAUUUUUUUAAUAUAUUUAAAUAUUUUUAAAAAAUAAAAAAAAAAUAUCAAUACAUUAAAAAUUACUUCAUUAAUCUUAUAAUAAAUAAUAUAUCUCUACAAUCAUAGCGAGGAUUGCUUAAUAUUAAGAGAGGAUUCUGGAGUACCCUCAACACUACCCAAAUCGAAUAAAAAAGCAAGAGCCCUUGUGUGUAGCAGCUUUUGAAUUUGAAUGAGUUCUAGGAGAGUUGGUCUCUGUGUCUCAACAAGUUUCAACUCGUCUCGACUUAUCAGAAGACAUGUGGAAAAUAUAAUACUAUUUGGAAGAGAAGAAUAUUUAUGAAAUAUGGAUGCUCUAAAAAGUCCAAGGUUUGAUGGUUUAGAUUCAAACUUUCAACGGUGCGCUGGCAGCUUGGAAAUUGGAACGUCAUCGUCUAUGCCUAAUCUUUUCCAUUGUGCUUAUGAAGUUAUUGUAAAGUCCUACCGGUGCAGAAAAUGCAGAGAAUAAGUAGACAUGUUCAAAUAAGUUGACAUCUAUGGCGACGUGAAAUAGCACAGCAAUUUCUUCUUCUCUCGACCAACAAAUAUCAUUAAGCAGCAGGAUUUGCACCAAAACGAAAUCUAUUCCUACAAUGGCUAGCCCGAAUUCCCUUAUACCUGCAAUAUUUCUCUUCAUCUUGUCAUGUUGGUACCUUGGAGGGUCACAACUUUCUCAUGCACAGAAUGAUGCCAUCAAACCUGGCAAAGUUCUUAGUUACUCGCAGCAGUUGGUUUCAGCAGAUGGGAGAUUUCGGCUUGGCUUUUUCAAUAUCGGCAGUCCGGAUCAUGGUUACUUGGGAAUAUGGUACACAAAUGAUACCUUCAACUUCCGGGUAUGGGUUGCAAACCGAGAGAAACCUGUUUCAGUUGGUAAAGGAAAUCUGACAAUGGAUGCAGAUGGCCUAUUGAAGAUUCUGCAUGAUGGAGGGAGUCCAAUUCCAUUGAAUGCUAACAAAACAGCACCAAACUCGAUCGCUACUCUCGAGAAGUCGGGCAACUUCGUGGUGAAAGAGUUGAAUCCUGAUGGAUCUACCAAGAGGAUGUUAUGGGAAAGCUUUGAUUAUCCAACGAACACACUUCUGCCUGGGAUGAAACUUGGCAUCAACUACAAAACAGGGCAAAAAUGGACGCUUACUUCAUGGUUAACAAGCCAAAUCCCUUCAGCCGGAGGCUUUUCUCUUGAAUGGAACCUUACAACAAACGGAACAAGACGGUUGAUCAUGAGACACCGAGGGGAUACGUAUUGGCUUAGUGGGAUGGGGAGCAAUUCCAACUCUGUGAAUCUUGUUAUGUCUUCUAACGCCGGCUAUUACAAUUUUAGUUAUGUCUCUAAUAAGAAUGAGGGCUAUUACAGUUAUUCUGCUCCGGGUAUGCGUAUUUCGAGGUUGGUCUUGACCCCAGAUGGGCAACUUGCUGAUUUUCCAACGCCUGCUUUUGUCAGCGGUAUCAUGUGUUUUGGUUAUUCCUCCGCUCAAGGGUGUGUGCAGCAGAAAUCACCCAAUUGCAGAACAAGCAGUCAAAAGUUUGAGCAGCGUAGGGGUUAUUUUAUUUCAUCGUCACCUCAUUUGGAUGAGAAUUUAAGCGUCAACUUAUUUGAUUGCAUGGAUCGAUGCUGGAGUGAUUGUUCCUGUGUUGGUUAUACGACACUUCACAAUAAUGGGACUGGAUGCCGGUUCUAUAGUGGUGAUUUUGUAGAAGAAAAAGCUAGCAAUCUAGAGCAAUUCUAUGUUCUAACUGACAUGCCAAAAACUGGAGAACCCAGAAGAAAGAAGGGUGUAUGGCGGAUAUGGAUCAUAGUAGCACCAGUGGGCGCUCUAGCUAUAUCAAUUUGGGCAUGCUUUUUAUGGAGGAAAAAACUGCAAUGGGACCAGGAUAGAGAUCGAGAAUCCACAUUAUUUAACUUGACAUCUUCAAGGAGAUCUGGAGACACAUAUGAGAUUAUGAAUAAUGGGAAGGAAGGUCAUGAUUUGAAGAUAUUCAAUUUUCAUUCCAUUGUAGCUGCUACUGACAACUUUUCCACUGAAAAUAAACUUGGGGAAGGUGGUUUUGGUCCUGUUUACAAGGUAAGGCUCCUUCCCUCUCUCGCUUCCAUUAUGAUUUUGCUAACAAGUUUAGAAGCUACAUCUUUUAUGUUAAUUCAGGGAAAUUUACCCGAGGGGCAAGAGAUAGCUGUUAAGAGACUUUCGAGGAGUUCUGGACAAGGAUUAGUGGAGUUCAAGAAUGAGCUUAUACUCAUCGCCAAACUCCAACACACGAAUCUUGUUAGACUUUUGGGUUGUUGUGUUGAAGGGGAUGAGAAGAUGUUGAUCUAUGAAUAUAUGCCCAACAAAAGCUUGGACUUUUUCCUCUUUGAUCUACAGAAAAGGAAGCUUCUGAAUUGGGAACAACGUUACAACAUUAUUGAAGGGAUUACUCAAGGGCUUCUUUACUUGCACAAGUAUUCUAGGCUAAGAAUUAUUCAUAGAGACUUGAAAGCAAGUAAUAUCUUGCUUGAUAAUGAUAUGAAUCCCAAAAUAUCGGAUUUUGGAAUAGCCAGGGUUUUUGGCCGAAAUGAUGCCGAGGCCAAGACACAGAGAGUAGUAGGAACAUAUGGUUAUAUGUCACCAGAGUAUGCCAUGAGAGGUAAGUUUUCAGAGAAGUCAGAUGUCUAUAGUUUUGGAGUGCUGAUGUUGGAGAUCUUGAGUGGGCAGAAGAACAAUGGUAUUGAUCAUCCUGAGCACGCCCUAAAUUUAGUAGGAUAUGCUUGGGAAUUAUGGAGAGAAGGUAGAGGUUUGCAGCUAAUAGAUUCAACUCUAGUUGAAUCUCAUUCUGAUCACCAAAUCUUAAGAUGCAUUCAUGUGGGUCUGUUGUGCGUACAAGAGUUUGCAGUGGAUAGGCCUACCAUGUCUGGUGCUAUUUCUAUGCUUGCCAAUGAAACUUGGCCUCUUCCCAGUCCAAAACAAGUGGCAUAUUCCACUAAGAGAAAUUUGGCAGAGGAAAGUUCACAUAAAGAAGAAGAAAGUUGUUCGACCAGUAUAACAAUUACAGAGAUGGAUCCCCGGUGAAGAUGGAAACAUCAAUACAACAUAUUCAACAAGGGUGAAAAAAAAAAGGUUUUGUUUGUUUCAAGAACUUUCCGUAAAUAUUAUGAAAGAGAAAUCCUUUGACACCCGAAUUUGUAUCCCGAAUGUACUUUUUUUUAUUACUUAGUGAUUAAAAAAAUAAUUUUUAA
Messenger RNA from Carya illinoinensis, 5170 nucleotides. RefSeq names its product G-type lectin S-receptor-like serine/threonine-protein kinase CES101. The coding region runs from base 2553 to 5003 and encodes 816 amino acids. The transcript is spliced from 6 exons. Gene Ontology annotation, biological process: protein phosphorylation. NCBI's taxonomy places the organism in Eukaryota, Viridiplantae, Streptophyta, Magnoliopsida, Fagales, Juglandaceae. The record is from RefSeq and is a predicted model, not a curated record. Gene Ontology annotation, molecular function: ATP binding; protein serine/threonine kinase activity.